Molecule: messenger RNA, 1068 nt
Organism: Lates calcarifer (barramundi perch)
Lineage: Eukaryota; Metazoa; Chordata; Actinopteri; Centropomidae
Gene: rpp30
Product: ribonuclease P/MRP 30 subunit
Exons: 12
Coding region: 87-923 (278 amino acids)
Biological process (GO): tRNA processing; translation
Cellular component (GO): nucleolar ribonuclease P complex; ribosome
Molecular function (GO): structural constituent of ribosome; RNA binding
Source: RefSeq, a predicted model, not a curated record
ACAGGAAAGACUACAGUUCCCAGCCGGCCAUUCGGCUGCACACAUGUGGCGGAGAGCUGCGGACAAACAGACAGACAGACAGCAGCAUGUCUGUGUUUAUGGAUUUAAACCUGAGCUUCACGGCGGAGAGGAGCAGAUUGAGGAGCUUGAUAGAGACCGCGGCUCACCUUGGUUUCUCCACAGUCGCCAUCAACUACGUCCAUGAACCCACAACCAAGAAGAAACAGGAAGUCCCCACCCCGACACCGAUCAAUGAGCUGAUCGAUCAGCUGCCAAUUGUUCAGGGUCGCUCUCGUCCAAUCAGAGUGCUGAACAGACUGACGGUGGUGAUGUCAGAGUCCAGUUACUUUAGGCCAGCUGAUCCAGCAUAUCGUAGCUUCGACCUCCUCGCCAUCUCUCCGGCCACAGAGAAACUCUUCCAUGCUGCCUGUAUGUCGUAUGACAUCGACAUCAUCUGUGUCCCAGUCACUGAGAAACUGCCCUUCACCCUGAAGAGGGCGCCAGUCAACGGGGCUGUAGAUAGAGGUGUUGUGUUCGAGGUCUCAUACUCUGCGGCCAUCAGAGACUCCACUAUGAGACGUUACACCAUUGCUAACGCCAACAGUCUGAUGGAGAGCUGUAAAGGCAAGGGUGUGAUCCUGUCCAGUGCUGCUGAGAAGGCUCUGGAGCUCAGAGGUCCAUACGAUCUCACCAACCUAGGUUUGUUGUUCGGUUUGUCGGACAAAGACGCAAAAGAAGCCGUUUCCUCCACCUGUCGAUCAGUUCUACUACACGCAGAGUCCAGGAGGACAGCCAACGGGAUCAUCUAUACCACAAAGAGCUGCAGUGACUCGUCCUGCCAGCAGGAGGCUCCAGACUCUGAACUCUGUGACGCUCCUGCUGCCAAGAGACUCAGACCUCCCCCCCGAGUGACUGACAGCUGAGGUGGGCGGGACAUCUGGAGACAAAAACAAAAAGAGUUGAUGAUGAGUGAUUUUCAGUUGUUUCUCCUGUGAACAGACACAAAGUCGGCCGUCUGUUUUAAUUUGAUGUUUUUGUUCUGAAUAAAAAGUUUGAUUUGAUUUGAAA